UUCGAAUGCUGGAGAGGACAUCAGACAGCUCAAGUGGGUCCAUCAUGAGAAUUCCACUAAGUUCACUUUUACCUGCAGUUCUCCUGACCACUGGGUCUUUGAUUAGUCUAUCAUGUGCUAGUCCUUUCGUAAAAACGAAGGAAUUAGCUGGAACAGAACAACAAAUACGUACGAUUGAAAUUGGACCGGAAUCAUCAGCUGUAGCGGCAGAACGAAUCUCCAAAUCAGUUGCUGAUGGCGAUAUUUCUCAGAUUUCGACCGAUGGGAGGAGUAGUAGGCUGCCAGAGCUAUUCGGUAGAAUGAGACGCUCUUCAGAUUCAAAGCCAAGCGAAAAACUCUGUAAAUGUGUAGACUCUAACAUUCAAUUCAAGGGCAAAGGAGUUCUCUUAAGAAUUAUUCGCGAUAUCGCGAAUUUCCUGAAGUGCGCUCAAACAACCCUAAACGACUUAAGCGAACUGAACUGGCCAGGCCAAGGGGGCAAAUCCUCCGAUGGUAAUGCAACAUCGACAGGUCCAAGUUUAGCAAAGCUACUACUUGAUGACUUGCCAUCACUACUGUUGUAUGUAUUGAAACAAUCGGAUGACAUGUCGAUUGUCAAUCAUGAAGGCCACAACAAGGAACCGAUCAAGAAGGGUGAUAAUGGUGGUGGUAUUGAUUAUCCAUAUAUGAGCUAUCAAGAUAGUGGUGACAAUGGUGCUGGUAAUGAUGGAAUUAAAGAGAAAAUAGAUCCCAAUGAGUCUAGCUCCGAUGAACUUCUCAAGUAUACCCUCUCAAAAAUGCUUCACUUACUAGGAAAGUUGUCGGGUGCCAAUAAUCAGCAAACCGUACUACUUGAGGAGUUCGAAAAAAAGAUAGAAAACCUUUCUUCUCAGGACAUUGAAAUGAUCGCAGCAAGAACCAACGUCACUGAUCCCAGGUGUAAGCUCAUGAUACAGAAGAAAAUUAAGACUAUUCGUUCGUUGUCUGCCCUUAGCCGAUCGAUUGUAAAUUGGCUUGGUGCUGUUACCGGUGCUUUGAACGAUCUACAUUCAUCAUUUAAUGAUCCAGGCCGUUUGUGCGCGAAACUUGAGGAUGAUAAUCCCACAUUGUCGCUAUUCAAUGUGAGCGGUCUUCUCACUGGAAAACUUCGUGACGCCUUGCAAUCAAGUUCAUCAUCGGGAGAACUUUGUUUACCCGUAGAUAAGUUCACCGCAUGGAUUUCUCAGCUAGUAGAAGAAUUUCCACAGUUGGGAGCCUCUGUACAGUCCCUACCUAUUCCAGGAUUACUAUCUGCAUCCUCUUCUGACUGCAAGUCAAGACCAUCAAUUAAAAUAUCAUAUAAAGAUUCAAAUACAUGUGGCCAAUCAGGUUCCAAGUCCGGACAGUCAGUUAAUUCCGCGGCUUCACCUAACGUUGAAUUGGUAAUCAACUCCUGUGAUAACAAAUCGCCGAAGAAUGAGAACAAUCCAUCGCCCGCAACACCGGGAUCAGCACCGUUACCGUCCAAGGAUGAAGGUUCGUCUGCACCAGCCCCCUCAUCAAGCGAUUUGAAUCCACAACCUUUCGCAGGUUAUGAGAGCGAUGACGAUGACGAAUGAGCCGUUCUCUAACUCCGAUAGUCCGAUAGUUUAAACACGACGACAAUAUAUGAAGAUCUGCUAUUUACGAUUUAUCCUCGUUUAGAAGUCUGGUGGAGACGUUAGAACUUUCAUCCUCCAGCAUCCGGGACUAAAUCUCAGUGCUAUUCUGACUGCUCUACAAAUAUAGAAAAUUAGUAGUAUGUUUUACAAUUUGGGAUUGUCAUAUGAUGGUGCAAUUCUCUUAUUGGAAAAAUUAAGGAUACUUUUAGUGCCGCAGUUUCCAGUAGUUUCAUAAGUCAUAGAUGCUUGAUAACACGUAGUUCGUUAGCAGGCCAUAUAACUUAUCAUCAGAGAUCCAAUCUUCUUAACACGGCAAUGAAGGCUGUGAGAAUUCUAUUUUUGCAGAAUAAUUUCUUAAAACGAAAAAAAUGGUUUGAAGUUUUUGACUCUGAUCGUAAGUCACCUGGCUUGUCAGUUCACCAUUGUCAGUGAUAAUGAUUGUUCUGAAGUACUUAGAUUGCUCAUAAAUUUAGAUCAUAAUGUUACAGUAUUAAUUAUUGUUUAAUCAAUUCAGUUCCAACAAUGUCUGAAUAAAGCAUGAUGGUAUAAUGAA
Messenger RNA from Diachasma alloeum, 2172 nucleotides. RefSeq lists its product as uncharacterized. NCBI's taxonomy places the organism in Eukaryota, Metazoa, Arthropoda, Insecta, Hymenoptera, Braconidae. The record is from RefSeq and is a predicted model, not a curated record. Bases 6 to 1577 code for a protein of 523 amino acids. The transcript has 3 exons.